UGCGCGCUGCUUCUCCCGAUCUGUCUUUGGAUAUGUUUGGUCACUUUAUGGCAGCAAUGUGUAGGAGAGAGGGAGGCAGGAGGCGAGUGUCCUCUCCCCUCUCACUUCUGCGCUGAGCCCUCAGGAGAGCGCAUGGAGAAGGACUGGCUGCUCAGUGACUUGAUAAACAAAAUGUCAGCGCUUCUGUGAAGAGCAGUGGCGGCCGCUCCACUCCAUCCACGCGGACCUCGGCAGCUUCUGUCCGGCUUCCAGCUGAACCAUGGUUUGAGUUUUGGUUACCAGUGACCGGAAGCUUGCUAUGGAGCACGUUGCGCGUCAAAAUGAGUUUGAGCACUAACAAUGUCACAAACUUGGGGAAAAAUGGUUCUUCGGAACUCUUCUUGGGGAUUCUGCAGGUCAACAUCACCAACGGCUCCGGAGGAGAGCACCAGGAGGCCGGCAAGGUGGACCUCACCCGAGCCGUCGUGCUCGCCUUGGUUCUGGGGGCUUUCAUCGUCUUCGCCAUCGCCGGCAACAUCCUCGUCAUCCUCUCCGUGGUGUGCAACAGGCACUUGCGCACCCCCACCAACUAUUUCAUCAUAAACCUGGCCAUGGCUGACCUGCUGCUGGGCACCACGGUGCUGCCGGUGUCCGCCACUUAUGAGAUCCUGAACUACUGGGUAUUCGGCAGAAUCUUCUGCGACAUUUGGGCAGCGCUGGAUGUGCUGUGCUGCACCGCGUCCAUCAUGAGUCUGUGCGUAAUCUCCAUCGACCGCUACAUCGGAGUGAGCCACCCGCUGCAGUACCCGGGCAUCGUGACGGAGAAGCGGGCGCUGCUGGCCAUGCUGGGAGUCUGGGUGCUGUCGGUGGUCAUCUCCAUCGGACCUCUGCUCGGGUGGAAGCAGCCGCCGUCGGAUGAUGACAUGGAGUGCCUCAUCACCGAGGAGCCCUUUUACGCGCUCUUCUCCUCCCUCGGCUCCUUCUAUAUCCCCCUCGCAGUCAUACUGGCGAUGUACUGUCGGGUCUACAUCGUCGCCAAAAGGACCACUCGAAACCUGGAGGCAGGUGUGAUGCGUGAGAGGAUGAACACCAGCGAGCUGACCCUCAGGAUCCACAAGGGCUCUCAGGUGCACGAGGAGCCCGGGACCUCCAAGGGCCGCGGACACCAGGCGAGAAGCUCCCUCACUGUCAAACUUCUCAAGUUCUCCCGGGAGAAAAAAGCUGCCAAAACCUUGGGGGUCGUGGUGGGCAUGUUUAUCCUGUGCUGGCUCCCUUUCUUUUUGACCUUACCUAUAGGGUCUUUCAAUGAGAACCUGCGCCCCCCAGAGCUCCUCUUUCGGAUAAUCUUCUGGCUCGGCUACUUCAACAGCUGCUUGAACCCCAUCAUCUACCCAUGCUACAGCCGUGAGUUCAAAAUGGCCUUCAUUCGCAUCCUGAGAUGUCAGUGUCAUCAGCAGAAGCGGCCCAGCUGGAGAGCCUACAACUACAGCUCCUCUAACUUCAGCUCCUCUGGAAACUCCCGGAAAAGCUCCACGGAUCACACCCCCAGCUGGAUGAAUGGAAGCCAGCGUACCCUGCCCUCCUCGGCUAGCCCGAGCCCCAGCUACCUAAGCUCGGGCCUCCCUCCUUGCCCAGAAGGGGAAACAUUGUAUAUCUGGGGAGCCAGCACUCCUACUCCCUCCACACCCAACCUGCUCCUUGGCAGCCCUGCAGACUGCCAGCAGGUGGCUCUGAGAGGGGAGGUUAGAGGAGACAAAGCAGCUAAAGACCCCGCUGGAGGUGUUUUCUCCUUCUCCUUCGAGAACAGUAAAGACAAAGAAGGGCGCAGCAAGGACGGCAUCAUAAAUGAUGACAAGGUCUGACUGCCGCUUCUUACUACAAUGUGAUGUAGUCGUUAUGGGAGCACAGUCAAUGUGUGGCCGUAGGACGUGACAGGCUUCACCGUGCAUGCUGAGGAUCGCUCAUCUGAGCAGAUGAACGGUGAUAAACCUGCUGUUGUUCUCGUUGCAUCACAGAUGUUGUGCUCCAUGUUGCUGUUUCUGUGAUUGCGACAGACCAGAAGCUUCCUAAAGUGAAUAGUUCUGGAACACUUUACCAAAUGUAUGUGUUGUUGUCUUCUGCAGACUGGAGGGAAAUCUGCAUGCAUUUCUAUUUAACUACAAUGGGGGCAAAAAAAAUCAAUUUAAGAGUUCACCUUCAAAAACAUUAUCUGUGUAAAAAAAAGAAAAAGGCAGAGCCAAGGUCAAUCGUACAAAAGACGUUCACUUGAUAUCUCCAUUGUGAAAGUAAAGUGUUUCUAAAGUCGUGCGCACAAUCAUCAGUUUUCCUGUUGUGGGUAUAUUUGUAGAAAUGUGAUGGAUAAAUAAAAGUGUAAACUUUG
Molecule: messenger RNA, 2359 nt
Organism: Oryzias melastigma (Indian medaka)
Lineage: Eukaryota; Metazoa; Chordata; Actinopteri; Beloniformes; Adrianichthyidae
Product: alpha-1B adrenergic receptor
Exons: 2
Coding region: 321-1841 (506 amino acids)
Biological process (GO): phospholipase C-activating G protein-coupled receptor signaling pathway; adenylate cyclase-activating adrenergic receptor signaling pathway; cell-cell signaling
Cellular component (GO): membrane
Molecular function (GO): alpha1-adrenergic receptor activity
Source: RefSeq, a predicted model, not a curated record